Messenger RNA from Sciurus carolinensis (gray squirrel), 1407 nucleotides. Its product is annotated as oxidation resistance protein 1-like. Gene Ontology annotation, cellular component: nucleus. Gene Ontology annotation, biological process: response to oxidative stress. Lineage: Eukaryota; Metazoa; Chordata; Mammalia; Rodentia; Sciuridae. Bases 78 to 728 code for a protein of 216 amino acids. The transcript has a single exon. The record is from RefSeq and is a predicted model, not a curated record.
UUUAUCUUUGAGGAAGAAUGCUUUUGAAAACAGUUCUUACGUGAUUUGAUGUAACUUAAAUUUGCUCUGGGAAGGAAAUGUCUCGUCUCUGGUAUGGAAAAAAGGUGAGAAGACAUCAACCAGUUAAUCACAAAUACACUCUGAUUACUACAAGGGAAGACAUAAAUUCAAAGCAGGUCACUCCAGUGAAAGCAGACCUGGAGUCUGAAUCUUUUCGACUAAAUCUAAGUGAUCCCAGUGAACUCUUACUGCCAGAUCAAAUUGAAAAGCUUACAAAGCAUCUUCCACCCAGAACAAUUGGCUAUCCAUGGACUCUAGUUUAUGGUACUGGAAAGCAUGGCACAAGCUUGAAGACUCUUUAUCGAACAAUGACAGGUUUAGAUACCCCAGUACUGAUGGUGAUUAAGGACAGCGACGGACAGGUUUUUGGUGCAUUAGCAUCUGAGCCAUUUAAAGUGAGUGAUGACUUUUAUGGUACUGGAGAAACCUUUGUAUUUACAUUCUGUCCAGAGUUUGAGGUCUUCAAGUGGACAGGAGAUAAUAUGUUUUUUAUCAAAGGAGACAUGGAUUCACUAGCUUUUGGUGGUGGAGGAGGAGAAUUUGCCCUUUGGCUUGAUGGAGAUCUCUACCAUGGAAGAAGACAUUCUUGUAAAACAUUUGGGAAUCAUACACUUUCUAAGAAGGAAGAUUUCUUUAUCCAAGACAUUGAAACCUGGACUUUUGAAUAAAUACAAUGCUAUCUGUCUUAGCAGGAUAAUGGCCCAAACCUGACAUGGACAAGCAUUGUUUGGAAUGUUCAAGAAGCAAUACAAUGUCACAUGUCACUCAUGCUUUAAAAUUAGUCUGUAUCACCAUUUAUUAUAGCUAUGAGUUUAGAGUUGAUUUUUCAUAUCAUGUUCCUGUCCCAAAGUUCCUUAGGUUUAGACAGUGACCUGGGUCCAUGUUGUAUAAUAGCCUGAGUUUGUCAGAACUUGCCAGCAUUUUGAUCAUAGUAACUACUUUAUUUUCAGGUCAUGUUAUCUCAGUCUUCUAAUAGGAUGGUGCUCUUUUGUUAAAUCUUUUUUUUUUUUUUUAACUAUUGUUUCUUUUACUAGAGCAGGCAAAUUGGGACAUCGAGGAAAUGAAAUCCAGAUACUAUUAUAUCUGUGAGUUUAGAAAAAGUGACAUUUAGACCCGCUUUUCUUAUUUUUAUGAAGGAGAAACCACAAACCAAUAUAAUACAUACUUCACAGACCACUGAGUUUUAGUUUUGAUUCACACUAUAAUCUCUUUAUUAAUUUUUCAAGUAUUCUCAGUUUCAUUUUAAGGAAAUGAAAUUUGAGGAGAAUUCUGAUUGUCAUAGACCACAGUGCACAUGAUCUGCAGGUUUGGGCACAUACUUUCAUCUUUGAAUUAUCAGAUACAGAG